This is a messenger RNA of Triplophysa rosa, 6083 nucleotides long. Its product is annotated as microtubule-associated protein 1S-like. Gene Ontology annotation, cellular component: cytosol; microtubule; microtubule associated complex. Gene Ontology annotation, biological process: dendrite development; microtubule cytoskeleton organization; regulation of microtubule depolymerization. Lineage: Eukaryota; Metazoa; Chordata; Actinopteri; Cypriniformes; Nemacheilidae. The transcript is spliced from 15 exons. The record is from RefSeq and is a predicted model, not a curated record. Gene Ontology annotation, molecular function: microtubule binding; actin binding. The coding region runs from base 24 to 5348 and encodes 1774 amino acids.
CAUCAUACGCAUAACUUUCCAACAUGGCGUCGGGUCUAACGGCAGCGAAGGGAGCAGAGGACCUGACAGCCCAUCCUGGGUUCAGCAAUGACAAAUACUCCAUUCUAAUGGUCAUCGGCGCGCUUUAUCGACCGCGCAUACUGGACUUUAUUGUGGUGGAGAUAGAACGAGGUAUUCGUGCAUGGGAUGUGGAUUUGACCGCGUGUAACUUGGAUGAGCAGCUCAGACUCUUCGUUCAUAAGCAUUCUUCUUGUCAAUCCAAAGACGUUAAAGGUCAAAGGACAUUUCAAUUCAGUUCAGAGGUUGUGGACGUCAGGGUUGUAGUAAAUCCAUCAGAAGGGGUUCUCUAUUCUGAGGUGCAUGGUUUGAUAUCAGGCGUAUCUAGACACAAGCUGCUGGUGCUCACAGGACAAUCUCUUGAAGAAACCGGAGAUCUUGUCCUGCACACUGGACAGUUCACUCCAAAUGAUUUUACACAGAUCCUUUCAGAUGAAGAGAUUGACGCACUAUUAAACUCUGUUAGCACACACGGCAAAGCAAACCUCACCAUAAGCUGCCCUAAAACUGGAAAAUGGAAAACUUCUGUGCUUGGAAAACACAAGUUACAUGAAAUUAUGGACAUUAAAGUAAAUCCUCUAAUGGUGCUAUCUAAAAUGGGCGGCCUUCAGGAGUUCACGGACCUUCUUACUGAGUCUUUCGAGCCACAGUCUCCUUUUGACCUCCUGGAGCCUCCUGGCACUGUGGGAUUCCUCAAACUCUGUCGCCCGUGCUGUUACGUUUUUCCAGGAGGCAGAGGAGAUUGUGCUUUCUUUGCGGUCAAUGGAUUCAAUGUCUUGGUCAAUGGUGGAGCAGAUCCGUGCGCCUGCUUCUGGAAGUUGGUCAGGCAUUUGGACCGCGUGGAUUCUGUGCUGCUUACACACGCGGGAACAGACAAUCUGCCCGGAGUUAACAGCCUGCUGGAGAGAAAAGUAGCAGAGACUGAGCGAAGUAAAACCGACUGCCAGGAAAAAGAACAAUGGCAGAAGAAUCUCAUCUCCCCAGAGCUCGGCGUGGUCUUCUUCAAUGCUUCAAACAGGCUUAAAAAGGUUCAGGGUGACCCUAAUGUGCUGAGAAGCAGCGAUCUAGCAUCACUUGCUUUACAGCAUCUGGAAAAGCUAAAAAUCUCACCAGAGCCACUUCUAAGGAACUCAAGUGGUCCGAUCGAACCGGUUAUUCUCUUUCAGAAAAUGGGAGUUGGGUGUCUUGAACUUUAUGUCCUAAAUCCAGUCAAGCGUAGCAAAGAAGUAGAGUCGUUUAUGCAGAACUGGCCCGAAAGCAGCUCCAAAUCCAAAAGCUCGGAUGUUCCCCUGACCUCUUUGGUCUCUAUAUGUGCUUUGCUUGUGUGGCAUCCCGCCAGCCCAGUUGAGAAGAUUAUCAGAGUGCUCUUCCCCGGCUCUACACCACAAAGUAAGAUAAUGGAUGGUCUGGAGAAACUGAAGCAUCUAGAGUUUCUCAAGAGGCCGGUGGUGUGCUCCAAAGACUUCGAAACUGCGAAAUCAGAUAAAAAUCCAAAACUCGCAGAGAAUCAGGACAGCCCCAUGUCUGUAAAAAACGAAUUAAGUUCAAGUAAUGGUGCUUCAAAGCAACGAUCUGUCCAUGGAGAUCUCGAGCUAAAAGACAAAACCAAAGGUGUGAAUAAAAAUUAUCUGAAAAGUGAGGAAAGGCUGAAAUCUGCAGAAAGCAACGUCAAACUAAAACCCUCCAAGCUUGUUACGAGGAAAGAGUCUUUAAAAGAAAAAAGCAAUGAAAAAACAAGCACGCCAGACACAAAGAAACAAGAAAGUGGACAGAGAAAAACUUCAGGUAGCAAACCAAAGAUAGAUAGCAAAACUGAUGUGAAAAUAGAAGAGAAAAAGACAACAAAGUCUCUUGGGAAAGAUGUCAAGAAGACCUCAGAUAAGCCUGGGAAUGUAAAACACGGAGCAAAAGUAAACAAACAGGCUGAGGACAAAACCAAAAGCUUUAAAUCUAACAAGGAACAGCAGAACCAGAAGCUUUCCACAGAAGAUUGCUCUAAAAUGUCUUCACCUGAAGAUAUGACAGCUGAAUUUCUGGAAAUGAGCAAAGAACAACAGGAAUCUUCUGUGAAAAAGCAACAUGCUGACUCUGGAAACCUAAAAAAUGUCCCUAGAGGUGAUGUUCAGUCUAAAUGUAGUACCAGAGUAACCACUAGCAAGGCCACAAUGGCUGUCGGGCCCAAAACAAAAAAUGACCUCACACCUACUGAGUCAACUUUGCUUGAUGGGGCUUUGAAAGACAAUAUUUCAAAAGAUGGCCACGAGGACGUUUGUGUCAGUCCUGAAGAGAAGACUUUAGAGUUAUCUUCUCCUAGAUCAGGUCCGAACAGUGCUGGUCAUACUCCUUAUCACCUGUCCCCUGAAGAGACCUGGGCCUCCAAAGAUCACAGUAGCUUUGGGGUAAAGAUGUGUCUCGGUUCAGAGAGCCAGCAAACAGGACUGCCCAAGCUUUCAGAGUCCGGAUGCCCUAAAAGUAACCAAGAGAGCGUCUCCACUUCAUCCAGAGAGAAACAUUCGAGUUUUCUGUCUCUCAGUUCCUUCAAGGAUAUAAUGCCUGAUAUAUCCCCCACUGUCACUACCACUACCACUCACUCAAUGCCUGCGGAAGUCAGCUCACCACAGUCCACUGAGGUUGACGAAUCACUUUCAAUGUCUUUCGAACAAGUGCUGCCUACAGUCAGUGAGUCUACCAACGAAGAUGAAACGUCCUACUCCAAUGGACAACUUUCCAAAUCUGAAUUCAAAGUAGGGAUGUCUUUGUCCAUAAAGAAGCCUCACACUCAAAGGACCCAUCAGGAUGGCUCAGGUGGGUGUCCGUCUGAACCACAGGGUCUAGUGUUUGAUAUCGGCCAUGAUGUAGACCUGUGCUUGGUCUCUCCAUGCGAGUUCAAACACUUCAAACCGGUCAGCAAUGGAGAAGAUUCACGUUCACCAGGAUUAGUUAACACCAGCCCGCUGAACCAUUCCGAUGAUAGCGACCACUCCCAAGAGGCAACUAAGCCCCUUCCACCAGCAUGUUUGGUGAACAGAUCCGCUCAUCCAACUAUGGAGACCCCUCUUACGUCUGCCAGUGACUUCCCCACAGCCACCGACUCGGAUGUACAUCCAGGACUAGAAGAUUGCUCGUCUAUUACAGCCGAUGGACUUCUAGAUUCGGAUGAAGAAUCAGGAGGCCACCUGCAAUCCCAGAACAUAAACGAUGGAUUGGGUUUUAAUCGAGGUAAUCAUCUUCUGCCCCAGGAUCCUCCACCUGCGCCUGUGAAAGAUUUACCUCCCCUUCCACUGCAGCCGGGUGCCUGUAUGCCCGAUCCUGUUAGCAGUGUGAAGUCUGGUGCAACAAAGGGUAGAAAAUCAACGGGAGUUACCCAGAGGUUAACAUCACCUAGCAGUUCAACACAAAGCACCAAAACCAGGACUGGAAGUCAAGCUACAUCUGUUACCAGCUCGAGAAGCAACUCAGCUGGCACAGCCUCUGCCACAAAAAGAUCAGGUAGCAAGGUUGGAGCUUCGGUAUAUUUGGACCUGGCUUAUCUUCCAGCAGGCCAUGCAGCGUCCACUGUCGAUGUUGAGUUCUUCUGCCGUCUACGCUCAUCCUGUUACAUAAUAAGUGGUGAUGACUCGUACAAAGAAGGCUUGAUGAGGUCCAUUCUGGAUGCGUUAUUGGAGGGUAAAUCUGUAUGGCCUGAGGAUGUGCCGGUGACCCUAAUCCCUACGUUUGAAUCCAUGGUGAUGCACGAAUGGUACCGGGAAACUCAAGAAAAACAACGGCAACUGGGAAUAACCGUCCUGGGCAGCAACAGCACUGUGGCCAUGCAGGAGGAGACGUUCCCUGCUUGUAAAAUUGAGUUCUGGUAUAAGAAGCACAACUUCUUCAGAAUCUUGGCUGGCUUCUUUGAUCAGGAACGCUACGGUCUGGUUUGUAGUCGUCUGUGGGUCUGGCUCAUGGUCAUCAUGAGUGCUGUUGUGUCCGGUCUUUCCAAACAGCAGGAGAAGAAGCUGCGCUCGAUGUUUUGUCAAAGCAAGCUGAGUCUGCUGUUUAAAGCCAGUGUGCAUGGGUACAGUGCGGAUUCAUUUCAUCAAAAGUGUGACAGGCAGGGACCCACUGUCGUUGUGGCUUACAAUAACUCGGGGUAUGUUUUUGGAGCGUUCACAAGUAGCGAUUAUGCUCAGACAGGGAAAGAUAUAGUGGACGACAAAGCCUUCCUGUUCAGCUUCAAUUGUAACGUGAAUAAUAAUGACCCCCUGCGUGUGGUCAGUGGAAAUCCCCAGUGCGCUUUCAAUGAUGGAAAUACAGGUCCAAAUUUUGGAUCUUUGGCGUUUCUUCAUAACAACACAGCCACUGUAAACAGUAAUCCCGGAAUAUACCAGUUUGAUCCACAGCAGAUGCAUGGCAAUAAUUUAGAGCUGACUGAGUUAGAGGUGUACAGAGUGGAAGACUUUGGAGGGCUCAUGGAUAAACCGUGGAGAAGAUUCCUGUGGAACUUUGAGCGUAGAGAGGAGAUCUUGUGCUCUGUUUCUGAGUGGAAGCCCUCUGUGAAAUCAGUGAAACAGGCCCGGAUUCUGCUGGUGGGUCCUGUUGGCGCUGGGAAAUCAAGCUUCUUCAACUCCAUCAACUCUGUGUUUAAAGGUUACGUGAGCACCCAGGCCAACACCGGCACUGCUGGCUCCAGUCUCACUACUCAGUUUCGUACUUAUAGAAUCAAGGCAGGCAAGACUGGAAGCUUUCUUCCCUUCAUGCUGUGUGAUACUAUGGGGAUGGAAGAAGGUGCCAAUGCUGGGCUUGAUGUAGAUGAUUUCACCAGUAUUCUGAAGGGCCACAUUCAGGACCGGUAUCAGUUUAAUCCAUCAGUGCCUCUACAAGACGAUUCCCCUCAUUUCCACAAAAGUGCCAGCGUUAAGGACAAGAUUCACUGUGUGCUUUAUGUGAUCGACACCAGCAAAGUUAAACUACUGUCUAAAAAAAUGACAGAGAAGUUUGUGGCGCUCCGUAGAAAAGCCAACCAGCUGGGUAUCCCUCAGCUGGUGGUUCUGACCAAGGUGGAUGAGGCCUGUCCUUUGGUGGAAGCUGAUCUGAAACAUGUCUACCAGAGUCACUACAUCAAUAGAAUGAUGCAGGAGGUGUGUGCUAAUAUCGGAGUUUCUCUGACCGCCGUGGUCCCAGUGAAGAACUACAGUCAGGAGGUAGAACUGGAUCCUGAGAUGGACAUCCUGCUCCUAAAUGCAUUGAAUCAUAUUCUCAGAGCUGCAGAGGGCUACUUCGAUGAUCAGGGUGAAGAUGCAGUGUCUAUUUGAGACCGCUGUAUAAAAACCCUUAAGAAAACGCAUAUUGAUAACUUCUGGGGUUUGCUUGUAAUAGGCACAGAAUAGUUUUUCUUAGUCCUUUGGGCAGACUGCCGUCAUUAACAUAUUCUGUACCACCCUGUCUUUUUUAUGUGAUUUACUGUUUUCUAAAGAACAUUCUGUGAAAAUACAGCCUUGAUUUCUUUAAUAUCGACUGAGUAAUUAAAAUCAUAGUGAAAUCAAUGUUUGAAAUCAAACUGGUAUUCAGAUUCAAGGACACUGUAUGGAUUCUUUCUAGUAAUACACUAGAAGCUGUUAUUGUUAUUACAUUAAAAGUGUCUAUAUUUUAACAAAGUUUGAAACAUUCGAUCAUUUUGUUUAAAACAAGUAAAUUAAAAAGAAAUGGAUAAAUAAAUUACAAAAUGCUAUUCUUUGUUUUGGAGCAUUUUGGCUUUCAAAAUGUCAAUAAAAUAAAAUAAAACUGAAGGAAAAACAAAAACACGAACCAGUCAGUAAAUAUUAAAACAACUGACUGAAAAAAUGUCUGAUUUGUUAACUAUGAAGUUUAUGACCCCAGUCUUAAAGAACUCUUAUUAUGCUUUUUCGCCUCUUCCAAUGUAUUUAAUGUGUGAUGUUGAUGUUCGAGCAUAAUCUGCAAAAUUACAAAACUCUCGUACAGAAAGCAUCAAAACACUAAUCAGAAUCGUACCAAAUAAAGCGUGACAGAAGUGUGCCAUAUUAUUACAU